Saccostrea cuccullata (small rock oyster) is the source of this 1509-nucleotide messenger RNA. RefSeq lists its product as uncharacterized. Gene Ontology annotation, molecular function: alternative oxidase activity. The transcript is spliced from 10 exons. The coding region runs from base 352 to 1344 and encodes 330 amino acids. Gene Ontology annotation, cellular component: mitochondrion. The record is from RefSeq and is a predicted model, not a curated record. Gene Ontology annotation, biological process: alternative respiration. NCBI's taxonomy places the organism in Eukaryota, Metazoa, Mollusca, Bivalvia, Ostreida, Ostreidae.
GGAGGAAUGUAAACAAGGUCGACCAAAGGACAUGUAAAAUACAUUAUUUAAUACAGGACACUGUAAAGUUUCAACAAUCUGUAAAAGAACAUUACAAAAUAGCUAUUUUCUUUACGAUUUUGAGAGAAUGAGUGCUUUAGAGUGAGUUAAUAAGGGUAUUUCCUUGUGGAAGGGCAUACUAAAUAUAGAAUAUCGUGACGAAAUACCGCGUCUACGCUUGCGCUUAAGGGUUAUUCAAGGGGGAUUGCGUGCAUUAAAUUAUAUUUAAAGAAGAAUGCGCUUGCAUUUUUGUAUAUUCAAGAAAAUAUAUCUCAGCAAUUUUUAAAGUGGAAAGUGACAUAUUAAUGUGAUAUGGGAAGUUUACGAUUGAUUUCUAAAAUUUGUGAAAAGGGAACCUGGUCAAUAUGUAAACAGCUUCAGGAUGUGGAUAAAACUUCAUUUCUGGUCAAAAUCACUGGACUUCGCACAAACAAUGGGUUGCGUCAAAUGACAACAAAAGCGGAUAUUGAUGACAACAUACAGAAAUUUAAAACAGGAAACUUUGAAAAAAUUCCGGACCCUGCCCACCUAGAUCACUUCAGGAAGUCAACAGAAGUUGCUGUACAGGAAAUAAAGAAUCCUCCCCCGAUAGGCACACACACCCUCCCGCAUCCUAUAUGGACGGAAGAUGAACUCCACAGUGUUAAAGUCACUCACAAACCACCUGAGGGGUUCGUGGACAAGCUUGCAUUUCGAUCCGUAAAACUCCUGCGACACUCAUUUGAUGUUUUGACAGGAUUUAAUUGGGGCGAACGAACAGAGAAAAAAUGGAUUCUACGUAUAUGUUUCUUGGAAACGGUAGCGGGAGUUCCAGGAAUGGUAGCGGCCAUGACGAGACACCUACACUCACUGCGCAGGCUCAAACGAGAUCAUGGUUGGAUACAUACUUUAUUAGAGGAAGCGGAGAAUGAGAGAAUGCAUCUAAUGACAGCAUUGCAGCUUCGUCAGCCAUCUUGGUUAUUUAGGAUGGGAGUGAUAGCAUCGCAAGGUGCCUUUGUGACCAUGUUUAGCCUGGCUUACCUGAUAAGUCCCCGGUUCUGCCAUCGAUUUGUUGGUUACCUGGAAGAAGAGGCUGUCUUCACCUACUCCAAGUGUCUAAAGGACAUAGAGUCUGGACCUCUGAAAAAAUGGAAAACACAGAAAGCGCCGGAUGUAGCCAUUCGUUAUUGGAAACUACCUGUCCGUGGUACAAUGAAGGAUGUUAUUUUUAACAUUCGGGCGGAUGAAGCAAAUCAUAGGAAAGUGAACCAUGUACUCGCCUCACUCAAGACUGAUCAAUAUAACCCCUUUCUACCUGGACAAUGAAAAUGACCCUUAAUGUGCCUCAUCUAUGUUUUUCAGGUAACUGCAUCCAUGAAGGAUGUAGUGCUGGCAAUUCGAGCAGAUGAGGCUCACCAUAGGGUCGUUAAUCACACACUAGCUUCCUUGAAAGAAGACGACUACAAUCCGUAUGGGCCAGGAAAAUAAUUC